AUGGAUUUGAACAGACAACGUGAUACGUACUUGCAAGCCAAAAUUAACAAUAGAUUGAAUGCAAGUACCGCAGAAUUGUUAAGACUUGUUCAGCCAAUGAAUUCAAACUAUUUGGAAACCAUAGAAAAAAUUACAAAGCCCUCCUGGGGCUUUCAUCUCUUUGAAAGGUUAAAGAUACAAGAUAAAAGAUCGAGGGCGAGUAGUGGUGCAUUGUUAAACCGCUGCACGUUGCUGUGCAUCCUGGCCGCGUAUCCGCGUGCGGGUGCUGAUCGCGCGCCUGUACAUCACCACGAACGUGUGCCGACCGUCGUGAACAUGUGCCGCGACAAUCGCCAUGUGCCGACUGCCAAGUGAGUAUGCCGACCGACGCGCGAGUGUGCCGACCGCGUAAUGGUAUUGCCCUGACCGUGUGUCACACAAAUGAUGAUCCACUACUAUCCCUCGUUUGACGGAAAUCAAAAAAUUUAACACCGAAAUUUAUUUUAAUCAAUAUUUAAUGAAUCUCUUGAUAAAUGUUCACGAAUUUCUGUUUGGUCUAAUAUUUCUAAUAUACAGUACCUAACGAAUACAAAUUUCGUAUAGUAUUUGAAAAAUAAAAUGUCUAUAACUCCACAAUAGCUUAAAGGUGUUGGAAAUUUUACCAUGUCUAGAAAAAGUAAAAAUAAAUAACCUUCUUAUAUUACCACGGAGAUAAAUUUUCUUUUAGAAAAUUAGCUAUGCUUGAUAUAUCGAAGCAAGAUUUCUGGUAGAAAAGUUUUCACAACAAUUCGAGGAGAAUUAGAGUAUUUUCGAUUAAAAUAGUCCGAGCGAGCAAUCUUGGGUCUCUAGGUGCACCCAAAAUGCAUUUGAUUUUUCCUUGUUUAGGUAAAAGGGGGAAAAACAAAUUGUAUACCUACUUAUUAUACCUCCAUAUAUUUUUACUACCUACUUCAAGCGGGCCGCUUACCAUUUUUAAAAUUAAUAUUAUCAAAAACGAUUUAAAUCAUAUUUGAAAGUUACUUAUAUAUCAUCUCCUUAUACUAUUCCAAAAUUUAAUUAAAAUAAAAUUUAAUUUAAUAUUAUUUGAACUUGAUCAUGGCUAAAUUGUUUAUUUAAAAUUAUACCUGUAAUAUUGUAUAACUGAAAGUAUAAGCAACGCUUACGUUGAUUAUACGAUUAUAUGCACUCCACGCCACUGAUCAUACAUUAUAAUCAUCGAGUAUCGACUCUACUCAUAUUAUAUAAUAAUUUCAACAAAUGGUUUUAAGUACAUCCGGGUCAAGUUAAUUUUAAUGAUACAUUUAAAAAUUAAUUUAAGUUAUUUCAUAUAAAAUUUAUUAAUUCGCAAAUAUUAAACUACCUCAGUGGUAGAUUAGUAAUGUCUAAAAUAAAGUCCAAAUAUAAUAUAUAAUAUGUAUAUAUUGUUUAUUUAUUUAUUUUUUUUUAUUAGCUUCAAAUAUUUAAGUUAUUACAUCUCGACAGUUAAUAAUACCUUGUCAUCAGNUUCUUUGAAAGAAGAAUUUCAAAAUGACCCAAACUUCUUUUCCAAGGUCAUUACAGGUGACGAAUCAUGGUGCUAUGGAUAUGAUCCUGAAACCAAGCAACAAUCGAGCCAAUGGAAGAUUCCAGCAUCGCCUCACCCUAAAAAAGCUCGUCUAGUGAGGUCAAACAUUAAGACAAUGCUCAUCUGUUUUUUUGAUGUGAGAGGAGUCAUCCAUUCGGAGUUUGUUCCGCCUGGCCAGACAGUUAACCAGGCAUUUUACCUAGAGGUGUUAAAAAGGUUACGCAAGAGUUUGAGGCGAAAAAGACCUGAUUUGUGGUAG
This is a messenger RNA of Cinara cedri, 1802 nucleotides long. The record is from the annotation of a GenBank genome assembly. NCBI's taxonomy places the organism in Eukaryota, Metazoa, Arthropoda, Insecta, Hemiptera, Aphididae.